AUGGCGGGGCCGCGGGACCCCGCGGAGCGCUGCUCCUGCCGCAACACCGACUGCCUGGAGCGGCCGCUGCGGCGGCUCUUCGAAGGGCUGGCGAGCGGCGUGGCCGCCUGCCCCUGGCCCUUCGUGCUGGUGCCGCUGCUGCUGUCGGGCGGGCUGGGCGCCGGCUUCCUCUUCCUGCCGCAGCGGCAGGCGAACGACAUCGAGGAGCAGUUCACGCCGACGGGGGGGCCCGCCAAGGCCGAGCGCGACUUGGUGCGGCGGCACUUCCCCACCAACGACUCGCAGCGCUUCUCCGCCCCCCGCCUGCCCACCGAGGGCGCCUACGCCGCCCUCAUCGCCGUGGUGACCAACGGCACCUCGGUGCUGGACCCGACGGCGUGGGAAGAGGUGCUGCGGCUGGACAAGACCGUGCGCGACCCCGACUACGAGCGGCUCUGCGCCCGCAGCGACGGCAGCUGCGCCAGCCCCAACCCGCUGCUGUCGCGGAGGGGCGAUGAGCCACCGCCCGCCCCGGGGAGCCUCCAGUUCCCCGUCAACGGCACCGUCUUCCUGGGGGCCGCGCUGGGCGGCGUGGACACGGACGGAGGGCGGCUGCUGUCGGCGCGGGCCCUGAAGCUGGUGUAUUACCUGCGGGAGGACGGCCCCGAGGCGGAGGACAGCCGGCAGUGGCUGCACAGCUUCCUGCGGAACAUCUCGUCGAAGCUGAGGGAGUUGGACCUCAGCUCCAUUCGGGUGACUUACUUUACGUCGCUGUCCAGACAACAGGAGUUUGAAGGAAAUACCAAGAGCGUGAUCCCGCUCUUCUCCAUAACCUAUUUCUUGACAAUAAACUUUGCAAUCAUCUCUUGCUUAAGACUGAGCUGUAUAAGAAAUAAUGUCUGGCUUGCCUGCUGUGGAGUGGUUUCUGCUGGCUUAGCUGUGUUAAGCAGCUUUGGAUUGAUGCUCUUCUGUGGAGUGCCGUUUGUGGUCACUGUAGCAAACGCACCGUUCCUGAUUCUGGGGGUUGGCGUUGAUGACAUGUUCAUCAUGAUCGCUUCCUGGGAACAAAGUUCAAGGAAAAAAGAGAAAUCCAAUGUUAAAUCUCUGCUGACUGAGACUUACUCAGAGGCAGCGCUUUCUGUGACCAUCACCACUCUCACAGAUGUUUUGGCCUUCUUCAUUGGCACCUGGACUGCUUUUCCAUCCGUGAGAGCUUUUUGCCUCUAUACAGGCACUGCUUUUAUCUUCUGCUAUGUAUAUACCAUGACCUUCUUUGGGGCAGUUCUUGUAUUAAAUCAUAAAAGGGAGCAAGGAAACCGACACUGGCUGACUUGUAUGCGUGUGGGAGUAGAUAAAGAUCGGGCUGAGAACUCCUGCUUGUAUAACGCUUGCUGUAUCGGCAGCUGUUCCAGGCAUUCCUCUGAGCCAGAAGGGGAACAUCCAAUGAGCAUAUUCUUUAAAGAGUAUUACGGGCCUUUUUUUACAACUAAAUGGGUCAAGCUCCUCGUGGUGUUGCUGUAUGGAGCGUAUUUGGGUGGCAGUGUUUAUGGGUGUACUCAGAUCAGGGAAGGCAUUGAUCUUCGAAAUCUGGCUGAUGAUGACUCUUAUGUUAUUCCAUACUAUGAUGACGAUGAGAAAUACUUCUCAACGUAUGGACCCAGGGUCAUGGUUGUCAUUCCUGAAAGGGUAGAUUACUGGAAUGAGACGGUUCGUCAUGGCAUUGAGAGCUGUGCACAGAAUUUGGAGAACAUUUCCUACGUUGAUAAGAACCUCUCAGAGUCCUGGCUGAGAGUAUACACAGUACUCGCUGAAAGCAGUUCGAUAAAUAUAAAUGAUAAGACUCAAUUCUUUAAUAACUUACCUGUACUGUUCAGCAUUCGUUCCAGUUUUGCGUGGGACUUAAACAAGACUCGGGAUGAAAUAGAAGCUUCACGUUUCUUCCUCCAGACAGUGGACGUGACCUCAGCUGUUGAUGAGAAGAAUCUUCUCAAUCAGUUAAGAGAGACAGCCAGGCAGUGCAGUAUUCCACUGAAGGUGUAUCACCCAGCGUUCAUCUACUAUGACCAGUACCUGGUAAUAGUGCAGAACACCAUUCAGAACGUUGUCGUUGCUGCCGGGGCGAUGCUCGUUGUCUCCCUUCUGCUCAUUCCCAACCCGUUGUGCUGCCUGUGGGUGACUUUUGCAAUAGCUUCUGUUAUAGUUGGUGUUGCAGGUU
Molecule: messenger RNA, 2194 nt
Organism: Corapipo altera (White-ruffed manakin)
Lineage: Eukaryota; Metazoa; Chordata; Aves; Passeriformes; Pipridae
Gene: PTCHD3
Product: patched domain containing 3
Exons: 4
Cellular component (GO): membrane
Source: RefSeq, a predicted model, not a curated record